Messenger RNA from Oryzias latipes (Japanese medaka), 3335 nucleotides. RefSeq lists its product as uncharacterized. Gene Ontology annotation, biological process: response to bacterium. NCBI's taxonomy places the organism in Eukaryota, Metazoa, Chordata, Actinopteri, Beloniformes, Adrianichthyidae. The record is from RefSeq and is a predicted model, not a curated record.
UCAACCACCACAGGCAGAGUUGUGUUGCUUUAUAAUGUGGAGAUGUUUGUUUUAAAUCUUUUUCUUAUCUUAUUGCAGAACAACAUGGUGGGCAAACAAAACAAAUGCAAUCAUUUUUCCUUUAUCACAGGAAGGCUGCAGGACAUAUAGUCAGGCAUCAUCAUAAAGUAGCUGCCACAACUCAAUAUUUGACCUUUAGAAACACAGAUGUGCAGACAUUUCUCAGCUCAGCAGGAACACAGAAUCUGUCCACACCUGCUGUCUUCAUCAGAAAAAAGUAUUAGUGAAAACUGCAACAAUACCAAAACAUUUAGGUCAUUCUGGUGGUGGCUGUGGGUUCAAACAGACCAAUAAAUCUGCACCGCCAGCUCACACAAUGAGCGUUUCCGCUUACUUGUCUUUGACCACCGUUACUCUGCUGUCACAUUAGACUGAUGAUGAGGAGGAGGCGAGGAUGUUCAGGCUUCUUCUUCUCCUUGUUCUUCACCUCAGAGUCUAUGGGGAUCUGCUCUCCGUUAACAUCGGAGACGAAGUGACUUUGCCUUGUUCCUUCGCCUCCAGCGGCAAACGUCUAAGCUGGUACCAGCAGAGAGUCGGGGAGCACCCUCAGAUCAUCUCCUCCAUGUACAAACAUUCAUACUCCAAGAGCUUCAACAAAGAGUUUACCGACAGACGCUUUUCAGUUCAUACAGAAGGAGGGUUCUACAGUCUGAACAUCUCUGAUGUCCAGAAGUCAGACUCAGCCAUGUACUACUGUGGACACACCAGCAUCGCCGUCACAGAGUUUGACAGGGGAACCUUUUUGAUGGUAAAAGAUUCCACCUGCAGGUCCGUGCUCCAGAAGCCAGACUGGGACUCGGCUCCAGGAGGUUCUGUGACUCUGAACUGCACGCUGCUAACUGGAACCAGUGAGGGGGAAGGCAGAGUUUACUGGUUCCUGCAGGAGUCUGGAGGCUUCAGCUGGGGAAGCAUGAAGAGGCAGUCAGGCAGCAGCAGUGAGGGUACGAGCGGCUCUGAGAGUGACCCUGCAGAACACAGCUGUGACUUUACUUCCCCGCAGCGGGGCGUGGGCCCGUCUGAUGGUGGGACGUCCCUCUGUGCCGUGGCUGCAUGUGGACAGAUCCUAUUGGGGACAGGAAUGAGGCUGCAUGUUGGAGAGAAACGGAGCAGCCCUCCCUCUGUCAUGAUGCUCUGUGGGGCUGCAGCUCUGACCCUGUCCGCCAUUUUAAACAUCAUCCUCCUCUGUGUUUUCUGCCAAAAGUGCAGAAGAAGACAUCCUAAAGGGUUGCAGCAUCAGUCAGAGGUUCCUGCUGACAGUCAGGAUCAGGACUCCUCUGCGGUGCAGUACGCCGCUCUGGACUUCAAACAGAGACGAGAGACGAGCCUCACACGGACGACCAUAGAGGAGAGCGUGUACUCUGCAGUCAGACGCUCACACUGAAGCUCACCAUCACCUCUUUCAGUUUUUGUCACUUUUGUAUGUGUUUGUUUUAAAGGACCUUCAAACUCAUUUGGCCUUUUUAAUAUCUAGAUUAACUGAAGACUAAACAAAUCCAAGAGAGGGGAAACAAUUCAGACAAAAAUAUCUAAAGUAUCUAUGAGUAUAAUCUCGGUGUAUUUCCACAUUAAGAUGUACCACUACUGUCAGCUAACAACAGAAAGAGAUGAAAAACUCCACAGCCGCACAGCUUUGUGGCAAAAAACAUGUAAUAGAGGCUGGAAAAAUGUAAAACAUUAAAAAAAGGAGGAAGUCAUUGAAUUGUAUAAACUCCAAAACAAACCUGUUUGAAAUUAAAAUCAAUUAAAUUAAAAUGAAACUCUGUGUCAAGAGAGGCCUGGCCCAGAAGCAAACGUACAACUUAGUAAUUUAAAAAUACUAUUAGUCUAUUCAGACAUCAAAUAUCUGAAUCCAUCAAACAUGAAUACAAAAGAUAAAAUAUCUACGAGGUCUAACAUGUGCAGCCAGAUGACGAGGACUUCCUGUAAACUGUUUAGGAUUCUCUCAGAAAACAAUCAGUUCAAAUUUAACAGAAAAAAUACCCCUGAUACCCGUGUGCAACUCUGAAGAGUCAUCAGACGCUACAUGAUCACUGACAACUAAAGAAAAGCCAAGGGGAAAAAAAGAAAGAGACAAAAUCUAGGCUAGAAGUGUUUUAACGUUAAAACACAGAGAAAGAAAUGAGCUCUGUGUAAUAGAGACAUACUUUAUCUAUGAGUUAGGGUUUAAUCCCAGGCCUCUCAGCAUAUGUGUCUGCUGUUGCCAUUGUACCAUAAUGUUGCCUUUGAUAGUAAGACAAAUGACAAAAUAAACCUGGUAACUGUUAAAAACAAAAGAAACAAAAUGCACAAUGAUUUUAACAGCUAGUCAGCCCAUGAAAGCUGAGGUCUUCAGCAGCCAUCUUUGGCCUUUGGUCUUCAGACUCAGAAAGUCUAAACUUUUUGUUGCAUCUAGAGUAACACAUGUUUGUGACCUGAGUUCAGAGAAAGAAUCCAAGAGAUUUGGAAAAAUCUGAUUCUGUGAUGCUGUUUGUGUCUUCUGUCAUUUGCAAUUUUUAUAGUUCUUUUUUAUGUAUUUUUUCAUUUGGCUGACAGACACCCUCUCUGUCUUUAAUAUUUCCUGAUUAAUAAGGCUGCUUGGUAAACGUGACACAUGCUGCUUGUUAUGAUGCUGUAGACCACCUGUUGUGUUUGUGUCUGCUACUUACACUGCAUCUCUCUUGCAACUGUCAACCAGUUUAAAUUGUCUCUGUUGCAUCCGUCCUGCCUGGCUUUUGGAGGAGGGGCUUGUCCUGUCACCCCUAAUUCAGUAGUUCGACCAAAACCUUGGCAGUCAGGCCCCACUCUCUCCUCCCUUAACGAGUCCUCGUAAAAUGCAUGUUUUGUGUUAUGGAUAUAAUGUUUUUAUAUUUCCAAAAUUAAACUUUUGUUGGCUUUGGCUAAAUGUAUACCGGAGUCAUCCACAGUGUUAACGUGUGUUAUUGUAUGGGCAUCUCACAUUAAAGAGAAAAAUAAUUUUUCUAAAAAUGUUUGACGUGAAAGUUUUUAUUUAGAAACUUUGACAGAAAAUUGAUGCGUCAAUGGACUGGAAAUCCUGGAUUUAAACUCCUGCAUAAGCUUUUGUUGCUUUAGGGAGGGGCGGAUGUCAGAUGCAGACAUGGAGGCAAUGUAAACAUUCUGAUUCUUUAAUGAACGUUCUACUUUUUUGUGUUAAUGCAACGGGGACACACCACAGACAGACAAAACAGUGUAAAUCUGUCAAGUAAAUGGCUUAUGAGCAUGAAGGACCCAAAAUGCAGAGACGGGAGGCACACGGUUCCAGAGCAAGGGGUUUAAUA